Messenger RNA from Herpailurus yagouaroundi (jaguarundi), 2080 nucleotides. RefSeq names its product coiled-coil domain containing 106 (gene CCDC106). Gene Ontology annotation, cellular component: nucleoplasm. The record is from RefSeq and is a predicted model, not a curated record. The transcript has 5 exons. The coding region runs from base 654 to 1499 and encodes 281 amino acids. NCBI's taxonomy places the organism in Eukaryota, Metazoa, Chordata, Mammalia, Carnivora, Felidae.
GGCGGGGGGAUGGUGGCCACAUCAGCACCCGCGGCCUAGCGCAUCUCCCGCUGGGACCCCCUGGCAACAUCGCUCCCCCUCCCACCCGGGGGACAAAGGGCGGGGGCGGGGGCGCAUCCCCACGCGUGACCUUCCCCCGCACUGCGCACGCGCCCCGCCCCCUCCACCACGGGGGAGGGGCCCUGUUCGCCCACACGAGUGCGGGGGAGGGGCGUGGGAAGGCGCUCGCGUGGGCCGGACCCCCACCCUAUGCCUGGAAGUUGGGGCACGGUCUCCUCCCCCCCGCACCUCUCGCCUCUUUUGGUCCGGAGGUGACCCGUGAUGAGGGUCCGACCCAUUCGGGCCAGGAUGUGUCCGCUCUGUCGACCCCGCGGGGAACCCACUCCUUCCCUCAGUAGCCCGGGGUCUGGGUCCCCAGCCCCCUCAUUCCCUGGGAGCCCUGGAGUUUGAAACCCCGGGUGUCCCCGCUCGGUCCUGAGGGUAUGGGUCCCCUCCUCCCUCAGACCCAGGAGUCCCAGCCUUCAGCACCCCCAUUUCCCCAGCCCUAAGGAGUUGGGCCCCACCUCCCGCGGGAUGUCCCUCCAUCUGUGGCUGCCGUUUCUGUCCAGUGCCCCUGAGGCGCUUAGCUGCCCGGGUCCGCCGGAGGUCGCGCCAUGAAUGACCGAAACAGCCGGAGGAGGACACUGAAGAAAGACGAUGAGGCCUUCGAGAUCUCCAUCCCCUUCGAUGAGACGCCCCACCUAGACCCACAGAUCUUUUACAGUCUGAGCCCCUCUCGGGGAAACUUCGAGGAGCCUCCGGAAGCCGCGUCCCCGACUGUGGCCCUGAUGAAUGGGGUCAGGGCCCAGCUGCAUAUGGCCCUGGAAAGGAACUCCUGGCUACAGAAACGCAUCGAGGACCUGGAGGAAGAGAGGGAUUUCUUGCGUUGUCAGCUGGACAAGUUUAUCUCAUCUGCCCGCAUGGAUGCAGAGGACCACUGCCGGGUGAAGCCUGGGCCCAGGCGGGCUGAAGGGGAUGGCCGGGGUGGGGCUGGGGGUGAGGCCUCAGACCCUGAGUCUGCGGCCUCCUCGCUCAGCGGAGCAUCUGAAGAAGGCAGUGCCGUGGAGAGGAAGAGGCAGAAGCAGAAGGGAAGUGCUGGCCGGAGGCGCUUCGGGAAGCCCAAGGCCCGGGAGAGGCAGCGGGUAAAGGAUGCAGACGGUGUCCUGUGCCGAUACAAGAAGAUCCUGGGCACCUUCCAGAAGCUGAAGAGCAUGUCUCGGGCCUUCGAGCACCACCGAGUAGAUCGCAACACGGUGGCGCUGACCACACCCAUCGCAGAGCUUCUCAUCGUAGCCCCCGAGAAGCUGGCUGAGGUGGGCGAGUUCGACCCCUCCAAGGAGCGCCUGCUCGAGUACUCGCGCCGCUGCUUCCUGGCCCUGGACGACGAAACCCUUAAGAAGGUGCAGGCCCUCAAGAAGAGCAAGCUGCUGCUUCCCAUCACCUACCGCUUCAAGCGGUGAUUCUGCCCCACCUGGCCCGGGACACGCCCUUCGGCCCCCACGUCCCUCCCUCCUCUGCCCCUCGUGGCAGUGGCAAGCGUGUGCAUGAGUGGUGUGCUCCUCCACAGGGCCUGGGGGGUGGGCGGCGUGUUUCUGCGUUCGCCUCCCCUCGUCCUGCAGAUCCCCACUCCUGCCCCGGGUCCCUUGUGUAUAGAUCUGACUCCCUCCUUGCCUCUCACGUUCCUAGCAUCCUCCCCUUCCUCUGCAUCCCCUGGGGAGGAGUUCCAGUUAGCCAGUCUCCCAAGAGCUACUGCCCAGGGGGUGGGUGUCUGCGCUUUCCUGAACGUGGGCACUCCUCCCCCGUGAGCUGCACCGUCCUGCCCUCACCGGGCCCUUCCUCGUGGGGGAGGGGGUGGGAGGACUCCGAGACUCUCUGCGGGGCCGGGCCCUGUACAUACCCCGUGUCAACCCUCAGCCCCGAGGAGAGGCUGGCCCACUCUGCCAGGAGCUCCCCAUCCGCAUCCCGGACUGCCCCGAGUCUACGUGAGAAAGAAUUAUUCAGAGAAUUUAAAUUAAAGAGAGAAGAUACAAUUUGGAAUAAA